Messenger RNA from Aspergillus clavatus NRRL 1, 567 nucleotides. RefSeq names its product Rer1 family protein. The coding region runs from base 1 to 567 and encodes 188 amino acids. Gene Ontology annotation, biological process: retrograde vesicle-mediated transport, Golgi to endoplasmic reticulum; protein retention in ER lumen. The transcript is spliced from 4 exons. Lineage: Eukaryota; Fungi; Ascomycota; Eurotiomycetes; Eurotiales; Aspergillaceae. Gene Ontology annotation, cellular component: Golgi membrane. The record is from RefSeq and is a predicted model, not a curated record.
AUGGAUGUUCCCGAGCCCGAGCAGACGCCGUUCACGGCGGUGACAGCGCAAACCUCGAAGCUCGCGCGCCAAUACCAAACCUACCUCGACGGUUUGACACCCUUCACCACCUACCGCUGGGUCGGCACAGUCGUCCUCCUUCUCGUCUUCUUCCUGAGAAUCGUUCUGGCUCAGGGAUGGUACAUCGUCGCAUACACGCUCGGCAUCUACCUGCUGAACCUCUUCCUGCUCUUCCUGCAACCCAAAUUCGACCCCUCACUCACCCAGGACGAAGGUCUUGAGGACGGUGACGCCGCCGCCAGCCUCCCCACCAAGCAGGACGACGAGUUCCGUCCUUUCAUCCGCCGCCUCCCCGAGUUCAAGUUCUGGCACUCGGCCACCCGCGCCAUCGCCAUCGGCUUCACCUGCUCGUGGUUCUCCGUCUUCGAUAUCCCUGUUUUCUGGCCCGUUCUGGUGGUCUACUGGAUCAUCCUGUUUGUGCUCACGAUGCGACGCCAAAUCCAGCAUAUGAUCAAGUACCGCUACGUGCCUUUCUCCUUCGGAAAGACCAGAUACGGCCGGUCAUAA